GUUCGUUUGCUGGUGUUUCUGAUGGAAGCAUACGAAGAGGAUUUAAAUUAUGACGUACCAGAAUCUCUCAAGCGAAGUCGGUUUUCUUUUUUCUGCCAAUUCCAGGCUUUUCUAAAGAAAAGCUUUACUAUUCAAAGAAGACAGCAUGUCACCAAUCUGAUCUUGGUCACCUUUCCAUUCUUUAUGGGUAUAUUGUUAGGGGCGUCGCAAUACAUGGUAAAUUCAUUUAUCUCUAGCUCUCCGAUAGAUUUGUAUACCGAGGAGAUAGAACAUCCGCUUUUGACUCCGCAUAUUAUCCACGCACAUGAAGGUGACGUAGCACAGGCGUCUUAUCUCCCUAGUGCAGUGUUGUACGAUUCGCACAACCUGCCAGAUGUUGGGGUGUAUGGUGGGCCGGACCUGGACGGAGAAGAGAUUCCAGAUGGAAUACGCAAAUGGGUGGAGUCUAAUUGGGGUGUUCCGAGAGGAAUUUUGGGCAAUUGUUCAACGAGUCCCAAGGAGUUGCUUGGAAUUGAUACCGAGUACAAGUCUACCAAUUCGUAUUCUCAAAAGGCGCUAGAGAGCCUUUACCAGGCAAUACCUUAUUUUGUUCACUUGAGUCAAGGCCAGACGAUGGAAUCGUCUAUUUUAGACAGCUGGUAUCAAGGGGGAUACUCAUGGGCAUAUGAAUUUGUCAAUGCGAGUCUUAGUCAGCGAAUUUUGAAUUACAGUAUUUUUUACAACCACACCAGUGGUGCGCAAAUCAGUAUUCCUGUAUUUGAAAAUUUCAUUUCGAAUGGUUUUUUUCGCGCAAUUCGCAGCUCCCGUCCUAAUUCCUAUUUGAAGAACCUUGGCAGCAAGGACUUCCCUUCGCCGCGAAAGAUCAACAGCUUGAACGUGAUUAUAUCUGGUAUCCCGCUUCUUCCGGUUGUUUUGGCUUUACUCAACAUGAUACCGCCGGUCACGUUGUUUCGAGGUUUGAUCAUACUCGCGAAUCCGUUCAAGGGAAUGUCAAUAGACAGACCUGAAUACAUAACGGACAUGAAUCUUUAUAAGACGUGUAUGUAUCUCGCAGCACAAUGCGUGGUGUUUGGGGUGCUGGCCUUUUACUUCGACCAGGUGUUGCCGAUCGGCCCUGGACUGAAGAAACACUAUUUUUUUUUCUUGCCGAAGAGAUGGCGCCCGUCCAGACGCACAAAAAGUGAGAAGAAGAUGCUUGAGAAGCUGAUGGAGAACAAGACAGAGCCAGAAAUGACAGAGUUCGAGGAAGCAGACGCCCGCGGAGAAAAGACGCUGGAAAUAUGCGGCUUAAGCAAGAUCUUUCUGAGGCGUCCAGUGAAGGUCGCGGUGAGAGAUUUGUGGAUGAGCAUUGGGAAGGAUGAAUGCUACGGGUUUUUGGGUCCGAAUGGAGCUGGGAAGAGCACGGUGAUAUCGAUGGUUUGCGGCUAUUUGAGACCGUCGAGUGGAAAAAUUUGCAUCAAUAAUAAGAACCUGCUUGAGAAUCGCGAGAAAAUUCACUUAGAGUUGGGAGUGUGUCCUCAAAAUGACGCCCUCUACGACAAGCUGACGGGUCCAGAGCACUUAGAGUUUUACGGUAAGAUGAAGAACCUCUCUGGAGACCAGCUCAAGGAGAACAUACGUUAUUGGCUCCAGAAAGUGAACCUGUGGAAGAAAAAGGACAGGAACAAGUUGGUGAGCGAAUACUCUGGAGGAAUGAAGAGGAGGUUGUCAGUAGCGUGCGCUUUGAUAGGAUAUCCGAAGUUGGUGUUAUUGGAUGAGCCAACAACGGGGCUUGAUCCGGCGAGUCGAAACGAGUUGUGGAAAUUGAUCAAGAUAUUCAAGACAAAAUCAGCGAUUUUAUUGACGACUCACUCGAUGAAAGAGGCAGAGGUUUUAUGCGACGUGAUAGGGAUCAUAGUACAAGGCAGUUUGAGAAUAACUGGGCAGGCGCCGGAACUCAUCCGGACGAGAUGUCAAUAUUACGUCAUCAAGGUGAGUUUGACAUUAGACAAUGUCGAAGAAGUUAUUGAAAGUCUUCAGUCGUUCUCUCCGGAAGUUGUUUUCAUCGGCAGAUUGGCCAACCAAUACACAUUCGAAAUUCCGACAAAGGAUGUCUUGCUUUCUAAGUUCUUCUCGUUUAUGAAGAAGGAGCGAAAAAGGCUGAAGAUGCGAGACUGGGCCAUUCACAAUUCCACUCUUGAGAGAGUGUUUAUGUCCGUUGCGGCGAACAGCACUGAAAGUGAGUGCUUGAACACCUCAACGACUUCAGAGUGCAUUGCUUCUAUUUGGAACCAGCUGAAGGGCAAAUUCUGUCGAAGGUAAAACAGUUUACGAGGUGGUUCAACGGUUCUUUGGUGCAAACUGGCAUUUUAAGCCAUUUGCGUCGGUUUGAGACACUUUCGUCCAAAAACUGAAGGCCAGAGCAAAGGCGUUUCAGUCGGACUUACAAUCGUGCAUGUCGCGCGGACUUUAAAAUUGUGCGAUUUUUUUUUACACAAAAAGAUCAUCAGUUAAA
Schistocerca gregaria is the source of this 2494-nucleotide messenger RNA. RefSeq lists its product as uncharacterized. Gene Ontology annotation, cellular component: intracellular membrane-bounded organelle; membrane. The transcript is spliced from 5 exons. The coding region runs from base 22 to 2301 and encodes 759 amino acids. NCBI's taxonomy places the organism in Eukaryota, Metazoa, Arthropoda, Insecta, Orthoptera, Acrididae. The record is from RefSeq and is a predicted model, not a curated record. Gene Ontology annotation, molecular function: ATP binding; ATP hydrolysis activity; lipid carrier activity. Gene Ontology annotation, biological process: lipid transport; transmembrane transport.